UUACUUCACAACAAAAUUAAUCCACACAGAAAAUUGACUCCUAAUCAAACCCAAGAAGAUGAAGUGGCGCCGUUCUCACGCCUCUGUUCCCUGAAGCGCCGCCUCCGCCUCCUUCCGUUUGCCCGUCGGCGUGGGCGCGCCGCAGCCGCACAGCCCCCGUACCGUCUGCCGCCGACGCGCGAUGACGCGGCGCGCCGCCUCCGCCUCAUUCCCUUUGGCCGUCGAAGCCCCCUACCCUUUGCCCGUCCACGCGGCGGCGCCUCUCCUCUCCCUCUGUUAUCGUUGCGUCGCCACCACCCGCUGCGGAUUCUGCAAGUUUCAGUCGCCGCCGCGUCCUCCGUCGCCGCCAUGUUCUCCGUCAGCCGCCGCUGCGGAGCUCCAACGCAAACAAUGAAAGCUUUAGCUCAACAAAGAGAUAAAAAUAUGAAGGUCCUUCAAGAGAAAAUGAAGCUUAAUGAGAAACAAGUAAAACGAUUCAAUCCUAAGGUAGAAGCUCCUGUUGUUGUUAUCACUGGAGCUUCCAGAGGAAUCGGCAAAGCUGUUGCUUUGGCUCUCGGGAAAGCUGGCUGCAAGAUUUUAGUUAAUUAUGCAAGGUCAUCAAGUGAGGCAGAAGAAGUUGGCAAAGAGAUAGAGGCGUCUGGUGGACAGGCUCGUACUUUUGGCGGAGAUGUUUCCAAAGAAGCAGAUGUGGAGUCAAUAAUAAAAACUGCAGUUGAUGCAUGGGGAACUGUAGAUGUUUUGAUCAACAAUGCAAGUAGUAGAAUAGCAGAAUUUCUUCUUGUAUGUGUUUGUAGCUUCAAUAAAGUUAUAAAAACCUUUUAGAAUAGGACGUGUUAACUGUUAAUCCAAACAAGCUUUUGAUUUUGUUGUUCUCUUAAAACUAUAUGUGAAGGGUCAUUUGGUUUGUUAUAUUCCUCCAUUCGGCACUAUGUGUAUGGGUAUUUUGAGAACAUAUUUCAUUUAUGUGAAUGCAUUAGAUGUUUUGACA
Molecule: messenger RNA, 988 nt
Organism: Salvia miltiorrhiza (redroot sage)
Lineage: Eukaryota; Viridiplantae; Streptophyta; Magnoliopsida; Lamiales; Lamiaceae
Product: 3-oxoacyl-[acyl-carrier-protein] reductase 3, chloroplastic-like
Exons: 6
Coding region: 349-822 (157 amino acids)
Source: RefSeq, a predicted model, not a curated record